Prunus armeniaca (apricot) is the source of this 714-nucleotide messenger RNA. NCBI's taxonomy places the organism in Eukaryota, Viridiplantae, Streptophyta, Magnoliopsida, Rosales, Rosaceae. The record is from the annotation of a GenBank genome assembly.
AUGCACAACCCUCGCACUUCCCAUAUUCAGGUUGUCAAGCGCAUUCUCCGGUAUAUUAAAGGCACGCUUGAGCAAGGGCUCAUUUUUCACAAGUCUAAUGAUUUCACUUUACGGAGCUUCUCGGAUGCUGAUUGGGCUAGUUCCGUUGAUGAUCGACGCUCUACCACUGGUGCUUGUAUCUUUCUCGGUCCUAAUCUUCUCACAUGGACUGCCAAGAAACAGUCUACUGUUUCUCGCUCUAGCACUGAAGCCGAAUAUCGAGCUCUUGCCAACACUGCCGCUGAAAUCCGAUGGUUUGGUUACUUGUUUCGUGAACUUGGCAUUCCCCUUCAUUCUGCACCAUGCAUAUAUGUUGAUAAUAUUUCUGCAAUCUAUAUGGCUGCCAAUCCUAUUUUCCAUGCUCGCACACGACACAUUGAGAUUGACUAUCACUUUGUCCGCGAACUCGUUGCUCGGAAAGCGCUUCAUACUCUCUAUGUUCCCUCCUCUCAUCAACUUGAUGACAUAUUCACUAAUGGUCUUAAUCGUGAUCGGUUUUCUCUUCUUAAAUCCAAGCUUAAUCUUUGUGUUGCUCCGUUGCGCUUGCGGGAGGGUAAAGAGAAUCAUGAUGCAGAUCAUGAUUCCAAACAAUUAGCCCAUUCCAUGAAAUCAGUCGAUCCCACUAAAUCAGCAUUGACGGACUCCCCAUCACAAGAUCAACUUCAUCCCAGCUAG